Messenger RNA from Triticum turgidum subsp. durum (durum wheat), 1458 nucleotides. NCBI's taxonomy places the organism in Eukaryota, Viridiplantae, Streptophyta, Magnoliopsida, Poales, Poaceae. The record is from the annotation of a GenBank genome assembly.
AUGAGGUUCUCCACUUUAAUGUUUGCGUGGGCUGCGGCAGUGCUGCUCGCCGUGGCCACCUUAUCGGCGGUGGCGGACGCAUCGCCUCCGCCGUCCAAGUUUCUGAAGGUCGGCUUCUACAAGCACACGUGCCCCCAGGCCGAGGACAUCGUGCGCGACGCCGUCCGCCGCGCCGUCGCCCGGAACCCCGGCUUCGCUCCUGGCCUCAUCCGCAUGCAUUUCCACGACUGCUUCGUCAGGGGUUGUGACGGCUCUUUGCUGAUCAACUCGACGCCGGGGAACACCGCGGAGAAGGACUCGGUGGCGAAUAACCCGAGCAUGCGUGGCUUCGAGGUCAUCGACGAGGCCAAGGCAGCCCUAGAGGCGAGCUGCCCGCGCACCGUCUCCUGCGCCGACGUGCUCGCCUUCGCGGCGCGCGACGGGGCAUACCUUGCCGGCGGCAUCAACUACCGUGUCCCAUUUGGUCGCCGUGACGGCCACGUGUCAAUUGCCGACGAGGUGCUCAACAACAAUGUGCCGCCUCCAACUGAUGAGGUCGCGCAGCUCGUGGCCAGUUUCAAGCGCAAGGGACUCUCCGCUGACGACAUGGUCACGCUCUCAGGUGCACACACCAUCGGUCGCUCUCACUGCUCCUCCCUCACGCAGCGUAUCCACAACUUCUCCGGCGAGGUCGGCCGGACCGACCCGUCCAUUGACAAGUCCUAUGCGGCGGAGCUGAGGCGACGGUGCCCUCCAUCGACGGACAACCCGAGCGACCUCACAACGGUGCCGCUGGACCCGAUCACACCGCGGGUGUUCGACAACCAGUACUUCAAGAACGUGCUGGCUCGCAAGGUGCCGCUCACCUCCGACCAAACGCUGCUCACCAGCCCCCGGACUGCCGGCAUCGUCGCGUUCCACGCCUCCGUGGAGAAGGCGUGGCGGGCCAAAUUCGCCGCCGCUAUGCUACAAGUGUCACCCGCAAAAAAGAGAGUAAAAGUGCCUAAUGCUCCAUUUUUUGUGUUGAGGUAUACCCUUGCAUUAUUUGUUCGUCAACCUGGACUUGAAGAAUUUGCCGAGUAUCAGUUCUUUGGAGUGAGGAAGAGGCACAAUCUUCUUGGUGAUCCUGCAAAAAUUGAGCUGAAGAGAUGGCAGCAGCAGCAAGCAGAAUAUAGUGAGGAAGAGAUUCUUUCCUGGAAAAGAGAGCAUCAUUUUGUGCCUUCCAUAAACACCACAAAAAGAGGCACAACCGUGUCUCUUGCAGAAGUAAAUCUAUGCCUCCACAAGAAGAAAAUCUAUGCAAAGGUGCCACUUACCUCCGACCAGAUGCUGCUCACCAGCCCGCGAACUGCCUGCAUCGUCGCGUUCCACGCCGCCGUGGAGAAGGCGUGGCAGGCCAAGUUCGCUGUCGGCAUGGUCAAGACGGGCAAAGUCGAGGUGCUCAUCAGUCACGUGGGGGAGAUUAGGGAGAACCACUAG